AUGGUUCAAAAUAACCAUGGCUCAGAUGGUGCGUUGGAUCGAAUGCUUCGUCUCAGUCAGCGGCAGAAAGACGUUCCAGCCAUCUUCAUCCACGCCGGUGCCGGUUUCCACAGCCAUCAAAAUGAGCAUAUCCAUCUGGAAGCUUGCGUGGCGGCCGCUGAAAUGGGCAUGAAGUUCUUAAAAGCUGGGGCGACUGCUACCGAGGCUGUUGAAGCUGCUCUGCGAGUUCUCGAGGAUAAAGAAAUUACCAAUGCCGGAUAUGGCUCCAAUCUUUCCAUUGACGGAACAGUCGAGUGCGAUGCUACAAUUGUUGACCAUCUCGGUCGGAGUGGUGCUUGUGGUGCAGUUCCAAAUAUACGCAAUCCGAUAUCUCUUGCAAAGCUUAUACUAGAUACCAGCAGUCAGCCAUUAAGCCUUCGAAGAGUUCCGCCAAAUGCCCUUGUUGGGGAGGGGGCUCGGAUAUUUGCCGAAGAACAUGGCGUGAUUACCUUUGCGAACGAGUAUCUUGUGUCGAAAAACUCUCGCGAUCGUUUCUUUCGGUGGCAAGAAGAUUUGCUACGGGCGGAAGAAAAGGUUCAAGAGUCCCGAGCCGGUUUAAAUUCGCCAUCGGCGGCAAUGCCAUGCGUCCCUUGCCAAUACGAUACGGCUUCAGCCACAGACGCACGCAAAAAGUUCCCUCGGGAUCAUACAGCAGCAAUAAUGGCUGGCACCUGGAAUGAGGGACAACCUGACUCACCGUACGCUGGAACACCAGCUCCAGAAUCUGUCAGCACCCAAGAAGGGUCUGCCUUGCCAUCGAGGACCCAAGUAUCGAACCCAGUUCCAGCUUCAAAGUCCCCGCGAUCAUCUCCAAGGCCUCCCCUCUCUCCGACGACUUUGGCAGGCAGCAGAAACAACGCGUUAUCACCAACACGAGCAAGGUAUGUUGACCGGCGGGUCGACGCGGCGGUAGACAGCCAAAACCUGUCCGGAACGAUUCGUAGGAAGGCCCCAGAAACCUUACACCCAAACGAUGGCUUUCCUCAAACGGACUUUGCACAUUCGAAGCAGACUGGCCACGUUCUGUCUUCUCCGAGUGAUUUGCAGGGUAUCAAGCGACCUCUUCACGAAGAAAACCAACCUCGAGAGACUGACGGUCCAAGAGCUAAGCGCCAAGUGCGGUUGAACAGCCGGGACGAGGAUAUGAUUACGGAUACUAUUGGUGCUAUUGCAAUUGACGAUCAAGGAAAGAUAGCUGCCGGAUCUUCGUCUGGAGGGAUUGGCAUGAAGCACCGCGGUCGAUUGGGGCCGGCCGCCCUCGUUGGUAUUGGAACUGCUGUAGUACCUUGUGCUGAAGAUGAUGAGGAAGGAAUAACUGUAGCCGCUGUAACGAGUGGAACUGGAGAACACAUGGCCACGACAAUGGCUUCACAAAGAUGUGCGGAACGAAUAUAUUCAGGGACCCGACGUGCCCCUGGUGGCGGAGAUAUGCAAGACGAUGACGAGGACGCCAUUAUGGAAUCGUUCAUCUCUCAAGACUUUAUGAACCACCCUGGCGUCAGGAAUUGCAAUUCUCAGGGAGCCAUUGGUGUCAUGGUGGUCAAGAAGAGUCGAACUGGAUAUUACCUCUACUUUGCACACAACACGGACUCGUUUGCUCUCGCAUCAAUGGGAGCGCUUGAGAAGGAGCCUCGAUGCACCAUGUCUCGGCUUCCUGACGGUGCUAAGAUUGCCAAGGGCGGUCGCAAAAUACGGAUUUCUUAA
Pochonia chlamydosporia 170 is the source of this 1743-nucleotide messenger RNA. RefSeq names its product threonine aspartase. The record is from RefSeq and is a predicted model, not a curated record. The transcript has 3 exons. NCBI's taxonomy places the organism in Eukaryota, Fungi, Ascomycota, Sordariomycetes, Hypocreales, Clavicipitaceae. Gene Ontology annotation, molecular function: threonine-type endopeptidase activity. Bases 1 to 1743 code for a protein of 580 amino acids. Gene Ontology annotation, biological process: protein maturation.